Penicillium malachiteum is the source of this 552-nucleotide messenger RNA. RefSeq lists its product as uncharacterized. The record is from RefSeq and is a predicted model, not a curated record. The transcript is spliced from 2 exons. Bases 1 to 552 code for a protein of 183 amino acids. Lineage: Eukaryota; Fungi; Ascomycota; Eurotiomycetes; Eurotiales; Aspergillaceae.
AUGGCCUCCCAACUCACGAUUGGUCUUCCACAAAUCUAUGCCAGUCAAGGAAUCAAAUGCGUCCCACCAACCAAUGACUUUCUCGCUGGAACCUGGCAUGUAACACACUCCACUCUUCCAAUGUGGAAAGACAAACGCAACGUCAACAUCACCUACACUAUCCUGCCCGCCGAUUCAUCUGGAGUCAUCAAGAUUGAUGACUUGGUUAGUUAUCAAGGUGUGAGCUCGGAGAAGAUCAAGACUGUUCAAGGGAUAGAUACACCAUCUCCAGGAAAUCAAGGGGCGUGGGACUGGAGAGGAAAAGGCUGGUUGAUUAUUGCAAGCUCUCAUUGGGAGUGUCUUGGAUUCGGGCAUACAGAUGAUGGGAAUCAGUGGGUGGUCACAUAUUUCGCUAAAACACUCUUCACGCCGGCUGGAAUUGAUAUCUAUGCUCGGAAGAAGGAUGGUCUCUCCGAUACGAUGAUUGGAGAUAUCACUCAAGCUUUGAAAGCAUUCAAUGUUAAAGAGAUCACGGAUCUUGCAGAGGGAAUGUUUGAAGUACUACAGAAUUAA